Molecule: messenger RNA, 2357 nt
Organism: Punica granatum (pomegranate)
Lineage: Eukaryota; Viridiplantae; Streptophyta; Magnoliopsida; Myrtales; Lythraceae
Source: RefSeq, a predicted model, not a curated record
ACCUCUACCUCGUCUUGUGGGAGAGAGAGAGAGAGAGAGAGAGAGCCGGAGAGACACGGAGCUAGGAAAACAAAACUUCGAAUCUCAGAGAACAAGUCUUUUAAUGCCAUCAUCGAAUCUGAAUAUCAUAGUUCUUCAAAUUGUUGUGCCGUGCCAAUGGGCGCGCACGUAGCCAGGCUUGUGCGCGCACCAGCAGCAGCUCCAGCUCCGCCUUCAUUCCUCAUAUUGCUGAUCAUCUUCUCAUGUCUGGUGGUGCCUAACCUCAGUCUCACAGAUUCAGAAAUCCUGCUCAAGUUCAGGGACAGCCUAGCAAACACCACGGCUCUUGCAAGUUGGAACCUAUCCGUGAACCCAUGUUCCGGGGAUAACGGGAAAUGGAUUGGGGUGCGCUGCUCGGGAGGGAGCGUUUCGGGACUGAAGCUGGAGAACACGGGCCUCAAGGGUUCCAUUGACGUGGAUAUCCUGCAGUUGUUGCCCCAUCUGCGUUCCAUCAGCUUCAUGCAUAAUGAGUUUCAGGGUCCGCUGCCCCGCCUACGAGUGCUUGGUGCAUUGAAGUCGGUUUUCCUAUCGAACAACCGAUUCUCUGGUGAGAUCCCAGGCGAUGCAUUUGUGGGUAUGGGUUCUCUGAAGAAGGUAUACUUGGCCAAUAAUGAGCUAACAGGUAGCAUCCCUUCCUCGCUCAUAACCUUGACUAGACUUUUGGAGUUGAGGAUUGAAGGCAACCAAUUUCAAGGCCGUAUACCCGAUUUUCAGCAGAAGGGUUUGAAACUGGUCAACGUGUCCAACAACGAAUUGGAGGGUCCAAUACCUCACAGACUGAGCAAGAUGGAUAUCAGCUCAUUUUCCGGCAAUGAUGGUCUAUGUGGACAGCCCCUAGAGUCAUGUGAAUCGAGACAGAGAAGGGCGUAUGUCUUCAGAGUUGCCAUAAGUGUUUUCGUGGCAGGGCUGCUGCUAGGAUUUGUCAUUGGAGCUCUCAUCAUAUAUCGGCGGAGAAGGCGAACCUCCUCGCAGUUGGACUUGACCUCGUCAUUUAACGACCACCAUGAAAGCAAGUCGGCGCCCACAUGCAGGAACCAAGGGACACCUGCAGGCGUGCAGCCAGCAGCCACCAACCGGGGUGCAAGUAAAGUUGAGCAGAAGCUCCAACUGUCUUUUGUGGGUGAUGAUAGAGAGAGAUUCGAUUUGCAAGACCUGCUAAGAGCAUCUGCCGAAGUGCUGGGGAGUGGUAACUUUGGAUCCUCAUACAAGGCCAUCAUUAUGAAUGGGCAAGCCCUGGUGGUGAAGCGAUACAAGCAAAUGAACAACGUGGGAAGAGAAGAGUUCAAUGAACAGAUGAGAAGACUAGGAAGGUUAAAGCACCCAAAUCUGCUGCCCCUUGUGGCAUACUACUACAGGAGAGAAGAGAAGCUACUAGUCUAUGACUUCGUUCCUAAUGGGAGCUUAGCCAGUCACCUUCACGGGAACCAGGCAGGGCUUGAUUGGAAAACCCGGUUGCAUAUCAUCAAAGGGGUGGCCAGGGGACUGGCAUACCUUUACACUGAAUUUCCCAGCCUACUUAUCCCCCACGGUCACCUCAAGUCCUCCAAUGUCCUCCUUGACGACUUCUAUGAGCCACUUUUGACCGAUUAUGCCUUGGCGCCAGUCACCAACCCUGAGCAUUCCCGGCAGCUCCUGGUAGCAUACAAAUCACCCGAGUGCACCCUGCCACAGGGCCAUGUGAACAAGAAGACGGACAUUUGGAGCCUCGGGACGCUGAUCCUUGAGAUGUUAACAGGCAGGUUCCCUGUGAGCUACAUAGCACAUGAUAAGGACGCUGACUUAGCAACCUGGGUGAUGUCGACUGUCAACGAUGAAAGGACCAGUGCGGUGUUCGACAAGGAGAUGAGAGGAACCAAGAACUGUAAAGGUGAGAUGAUCAAACUCUUGAAGAUUGGGUUAAGUUGUUGCGAAAGGGAUGAGGAGAGGAGAUUAAGCAUCUCCGAAGUUGUUGGCAAAAUUGAGGAGUUGAGAGAUUGCGACGCACCAACAUCAGAUGCUCCUUCUUAUGCCUCUAGAACCAUCAUUGACGACGACUUAAAUCGCUGAUUUUAUGUCCAGAUCCAGGAACAAUGUCGCCCAACUCAACCCUUUCUCAAUAAUUUUCGUCUUUGUUUCUUUUCUCUUCUCCCUCCCUUCCAUCUGGGAUUUGUAGAAUAAUGUAGGUUUGAUAAAUGACUUCUGCGUAUCAUCAUUGUUACAAAUCAACUUUUUUUUCCCUAGACUUCCAUCAAUGAUUUACUUAAGUUUUCUGCAUGGCAUGAAUUUCCCUCACCAGCUCACCUUUGGUCUAUCCAUUGGUGAGCCAUAGUCUUUUCCAU